Wasmannia auropunctata (little fire ant) is the source of this 694-nucleotide messenger RNA. It is a transcript of the gene Rtnl1, whose product is annotated as reticulon-1-A. Lineage: Eukaryota; Metazoa; Arthropoda; Insecta; Hymenoptera; Formicidae. The transcript has 4 exons. Bases 86 to 670 code for a protein of 194 amino acids. The record is from RefSeq and is a predicted model, not a curated record.
UGAAUAAUGUUGGAACAGUCGCGUGUGUGACUACCGACCGCGCAGAUACCCUCGGCUCUAACGGGAAAAGUGACGCUUUAUAAGGAUGGUACGAAGGAAUAUUCAGAGAGGACACGUGCAAGUUCUCCCAGAGCGCGGUCCUGUGGCAGCUCUGAUAUACUGGCGCGAUCCAAAAAAAUCGGGAAUCGUGUUCGGCACGAUACUAGGUGUGCUUCUGUCAUUGGCCUAUUUCAGUCUGAUUAGCGUGCUGGCUUACAUGUCACUUCUCGCCCUUAGCGGAACUAUUCUUUUCCGUAUCUAUAAAACUGUUCUUCAAGCAGUUCAGAAGACUUCAGACGGCCAUCCAUUCAAGGACAUUCUUGAUCUGGAUUUGGCAUUACCAGCUGAGAAAGUGCACGAAGUCGCAGACGUCGCGGUUGCACAUGCUAAUGCUGCUGUUAGUGAACUGCGCAGACUUUUCCUCGUUGAAGAUUUCGUCGAUUCUCUCAAAUUUGGCGUUUUGCUAUGGUGUCUCACUUACGUGGGUUCUUGGUUCAAUGGCAUGACUCUCAUUAUAAUCGGAGUGGUUGCUCUUUUUACGCUGCCUAAGGUUUACGAAACAAACCAGGAGCAGAUCGAUCAGAAUUUAGCUUUGGUACAGGCGAAGAUCAAUGAAAUUACCGCCAAGUAAGUUGAGCGGAGAUUUACUUAAUUU